AUGCCUUCAACCUCUCCCGGCCGUACUCCCACAGCAGACUUCAUCCAGAUACUGCCAGGCGCACCCACUGCUUCCCUGCAAGCGACAACAACUUUCGUCUUCCGUCAUAAACGCUACAUCGUUUACAUCUCCGGCCGUCAACUCAACGUUCUCUCAUCGCCAACCAAUCUAGUCCAGGCGUUCACAUUCAACAAUGAGCUUAUCGCAGUCACCGCGGAAUCGCAGACAGGCAAGCUUGUCGUCGCCGAAAGCAACGAUGUCUAUACCCUCGAGCCGCACACAGAGGGCUGGACGAGGGUCUGGUGGGAGAAAAGCUUGAGACUGCAACUUGAGCAGCCAGAAGACGAAGCCCGAUGCCUGAGUUGGGGCGGUGAAGGAGAGAUCUUGAUUGGAGGCAGUAUAUGCGUAAGCCUAUUCUCGACGCUGCCUUCAUCACGGACAAGCUCUCCUGCAGCGAGUCCAAUUGAUGGCGAGGUCAUGGAAGAUCGCAGACCGCUGUGGUCGAAAGCUGUUGCCUCGCCUUUACAGUAUGCCUCAUUCAGUCCGACAGCGGACCUAAUUGCUUCUUGUGGGAGAUAUGACAGGCUUGUCAAAAUUUGGCGCAGAUUGUCGUACGAGGAGGGACUCUUCGACUAUGUAUACCUGCCACACGGAGGCGCGGUCACGCAUUUGGAAUGGAGACCAUUGGACCAGCAUGCAGAACAGAGGCGCGGCAGUGGCAUCAGCGGGAGACAUGAGGAAGAUCCUGAGGUGCUGUACACGAUUGCUAAUGACGGCCUACUUCGAAUCUGGAGGACAGGCGGAGUCCACGACAUUGACGUUAUGCAGCUACAUGCCACCAUCGACCUCGUCUCAGCUAUUCCGCAGUCUCCGACCCUGUCCGCCAAGAACGGCGAAAGCACGGAAGCACCCACGCGCUACGCUGUGAUCCUACCAUCAGAGUCAUUCUGCGCUGCCGUUUCGGGGACCGGAAUUGGACAAUCUACCACAAAGAUCAGCCACUCAAUGGAACAUCUGAAAGAGACGACCUCCAAGUCUCCAGACGUUGUCAUUGCGCUUGAUGGACACGGCCGCAUGUCUGCCUGGGGUGUACAGAGUGUUGGCCACAAACGGCGGCCCGAAACGCCAACUUCGACACAUCCAUUUCAUAUUGCACAUGCGGAGGCCGUGCCGAUAUCUCUCCCAGAGUAUGCCAAUGCGAGGUUUCAAGCGUGGUUCGACGGCCGGAUCUUCCAUUUGCUAGCGCAUACCUUUGACAGCUCUGAUGGGCAUAUUGCCUGGUGGCAAGGAGAUAUCGAGACCUUCUUUUCGCCCUCGGCCCGUGGGCCAGACAGAUUACUGCGCCUGGCAGACUGGUCUGGACAUUCUGAUAACGUACUAGGGCUGAGACCAAGUGCAGACAACCAGCGCUUACUAUCUUGGUCAUCCGGGUCAAAUGGACAACAUCACCGAGUGUGGAAGUAUCUGCACCCUUCUCCAUCAUUGGUGAUUCUGUCUGCGAGGGCGGCGAUGUAUUACACGUUGCUAUUGCGGAUGGUGGCAUCGAGUACGGCGGAACGGACGGACACCUUCCACACCGAUGUCGGUCAUUGCAGCAUUCUGGCGGUGAAUGCUGAGGUAGCCGCUUUGGUAUCAGGAGAUAGGAAAGAAAUCAUCAUCGUAGAUCUCUCGCUUGGCUUCGUCGAGCACAAGCAGGCCUUUGAGGGACGAAUAGAGCGCGUGAAGUGUUACGCGACCGGACCCGGACACAACAUGAUCGCUCUUGGAUACGGCGCCACCGUUGUUGUGCUUGCGCAAGGGCGAUACGAGCAUCACCGCGAGUACGAUGUCUGGACGGUGGUUAAGACUAUAUCUGUGUCUAGCCUUGGACUCCCAAUCUCCGACAUGUCAUGGCUGGUCGAGGGCUGCGGAGCCGUCGCUAUCGGCAAUGGCAUCAUACUGGUUGGCAAUACAACUGAGGCGAGCAGUCUCGACACUGAGCUGCGCGAGCAGCUAGAUAUUGACCAUGAGAAGCAUCAUCAGGUCUCUCUGCCCAAGCUGGCUGCUCGGCUCAAGCAGCCUACUCCUGUCUGGCACCCAAGCUUGCUCUCGCAUCUCUUACGACACGGAAAGCUUACUACGGCUAUUAGCAUCUUCCGCAGACUAGGUGAGAGACUUAGGUUCUGGAGUGAAGGUGAGCCUUUACACCCAUUGUUGGAUGCCACUACAGACACUUUCCUCGACGAGUUGGGACAUACUGCCCACUCAGACCUUGAUAGCGAGGCCGUCCAAGACCUGAUGGAGCAGCUGGGGCAGAAAGAUCUGCCUGCGGUGUCAGAUGCAGAACAGCGAAGGCUUAAGCGGAUACUGCAAGCACUUACAUUCAUCUUCGAGCAUGUCAAAGGCCUUGAUACUUGGGCUUUACGCUACCUCUUUGAGUGGAAGCUGAGCUUGUUGCAAGCGGACGAGGAGCAGGGAGAGCCUAACGGCGUCUUGCCAAAUGGCGCGCCGCACAAGGAGCUCGUUGUCGUUCCAGACAUGCACUGGCGCGAGAUCGCUUUUGCCAGCCAUAGCGGUACCCAGCAGCCUCUGCUCGAUAUCCUCACCCUGCAUUACGACAACAAGCUCACAUGGCCAAUCGCCCGCUCACUAGGAAUCAUGGCCUGGUUGACCGACAAAGAAGCCUUGGCGCAGGUCUUCGAGUCACUGGCGCAGUCUGCAUAUCGCCAGACCUCUCCGCCAGACCCCACAAAUGCAUCCUUAUACUUUCUCGCACUGCACAAGAAGCCCACUCUGCUGGCGUUGUGGCGCAUCGCCACCUGGCACAAGGAGCAGCGUGCGACUAUGAACUUCCUCAAGCGCGACUUCGGGGAGGCAAGUGCCAGGACGGCGGCGAAGAAGAAUGCCUACGCGCUGAUGGGAAAGCGAAGGUUUGAGUAUGCUGCUGCGUUCUUCUUGCUCGCUGAUGAUGCGGCCAGUGCCACAGGUCUUUUGGCAGGCCAGUGUGAGGACAUAAUGCUUGCUAUUGCUGUUGCAAGGCUGUAUUCGGGCGAUGGAUCUGCUACUCUCGGUAAGCUGCUGACUGAAAGACUGGUACCAGAAGCACACAAGCAUGGGAACCGGUGGCUCAUGAGUUGGUAUCAUCAUAUGCUUGCGCAGAAGCAGGAGGCUGCAGACGCACUCGUCGUGCCCCUAAGCGGCGUGCGGACAUGGCAUCAAGAUGACUCCGCUACGCUAAUGCUGUACAAGAAGCUAAGGCAUGGCGCAUCCGAGCACGAGUACCAAGCAGUGUUGAGAGCUGCAAGAGUGCUACGUCGCAUGGGUUUGUGGCUGCUUGCGCUAGAGCUAGUCAGUAGGUGGGAGUUCAAGCACCCCGCUGCGCCGGGUCCAGCACCGCAAGCGCUCAGUAACGGAACGUCAACCACGAACGGUGCGCCUGCGGCACCCUCGAUGCUGGAUGACUCCGAACCACCAGCUGCUAAGGACCCGCCGCCGGUUUCAAAUGGCCAUGAAGCGCCUUCUGCAACAGUCGCAGACGAUCAAGCCUCAAGAGCGGCAAAGGCAGCCGAGCUGCUCAAGAAGCUAAAGUCGAAGCAAGUCGAGCAGCCGGUUCUAGAUGAGAAGAAGCCGCCUCCUACGCAGUUCAAGGAGCCGGAUGCUAGCAGUCUGUUGGACAGCUUUGGGUUCUGA
Molecule: messenger RNA, 3669 nt
Organism: Baudoinia panamericana UAMH 10762
Lineage: Eukaryota; Fungi; Ascomycota; Dothideomycetes; Mycosphaerellales; Teratosphaeriaceae
Exons: 3
Coding region: 1-3669 (1222 amino acids)
Biological process (GO): vacuolar acidification
Cellular component (GO): RAVE complex
Molecular function (GO): protein binding
Source: RefSeq, a predicted model, not a curated record